UCCUGGGUCAGGGAGAGUUUACUGCAACAGGCAGGGCGGAACUGCAUUUUGUACCAUGUCGAAGAGAAGACCUUUACAUAACUUAAUAAUUCAGGUGUCAGUGGGCUAGGUGAAAUAUCCAGUUCGUUGAACGACUUCGCAGAUCGUACUGGGACUUGUUUAUGAGUGUUUUGGCGUUGUCCGAACUUUUCUCGCAUUCUUCCCCAGCGUAUUUUUCACUCAGAGAGGCGGCGGCGGAGCGCUCGGCAGCCAUCUUUGGAGCUUGCCUGGGAGUGGGAACUGACUACUGUGGCACCCCAGUUUACUUCAAGGGUGGGCAUUUUAAUCUUUAGUAAUUUCACUGACGUGCUCGGUGAAAUCGGCCGACAGCGUGAAGAACCACGGGGAUUUAGCUCAUGAAGCUUCCGUGCUGGGAAUGCAACUGGAAAAGUAUUUUAUAAUCCCAAACUGUUUUGAAGUGUACACCACUCUGCUCGUCGCUCAGAGCUGCUGGCCUGUCAGAGCAGGCUCUGAACACAUAUGAAAUCACUGUCCUGCAGAUGAGCCGUCACAGGGGGCUUUUCCGUCGCUGUCGCAGACCCAGAUAGUUCCUGGCGACAGCGGCAUUGCCCCCAACUCCCCAGUAUGCCCAACAACAGCCGGGUGGGGAACCUGAAGGACCCCGAAAUCUCAGAACUCUUCUUCAGGGAGGAUCCAGAAAAGCUCUUCACAGAUCUGCGUGAAAUUGGACAUGGCAGCUUUGGAGCUGUAUAUUUUGCACGGGAUGUGCGGUCUAAUGAUGUGGUGGCCAUCAAGAAGAUGUCUUAUAGUGGGAAACAGUCCAAUGAGAAAUGGCAAGAUAUAAUCAAGGAGGUGAAGUUCCUGCGGAGAAUACAACACCCGAAUAGCAUAGAGUACAAAGGAUGUUACCUGCGAGAGCAUACUGCUUGGCUGGCAAUGGAGUACUGUCUAGGCUCAGCCUCAGAUUUGUUAGAAGUUCACAAGAAACCCCUCCAAGAAGUUGAAAUAGCUGCUAUUACUCAUGGUGCUCUUCAAGGAUUGGCUUAUCUUCACUCCCACAACAUGAUUCACCGUGACAUCAAGGCAGGAAACAUCUUAUUGACCGAACCCGGUCAGGUGAAACUAGCAGACUUUGGCUCGGCCUCCAUUGCCUGUCCAGCAAAUUCAUUUGUUGGGACUCCAUAUUGGAUGGCUCCAGAGGUCAUAUUGGCUAUGGAUGAGGGCCAGUAUGAUGGAAAGGUGGACAUCUGGUCUUUAGGAAUAACUUGCAUUGAAUUAGCUGAGAGGAAGCCUCCACUGUUCAACAUGAAUGCAAUGAGUGCCUUGUACCAUAUAGCACAGAAUGACAGCCCAGUUCUGCAGUCUACUGAAUGGACGGAUUAUUUUCGAAAAUUUGUGGAUUCUUGUCUUCAAAAACUUCCUCAGGAAAGACCAAACUCUGAGGAGCUCCUAAAGCAUGCAUUUAUCCUGCGUGAACGACCGGAAUCAGUCCUAAUAGAUCUGAUAAAUCGGACCAAAGAUGCAGUGAGGGAACUAGACAAUCUGCAGUAUCGUAAGAUGAAGAAGAUCUUGUUUCAGGAAGCCCACAAUGGCCCCUCAACUGAGGCGCACGAUGAAGAUGAGGAGCCAGAGCACAGUGUAAGUAGAACGGGCACAGUGAACAGCGUUGGGAGCAACCAGUCCAUACCCAGCAUGUCUAUCAGUGCUAGUUCCCAGAGCAGCUCCGUCAACAGUCUGACUGAUGCGGGCGAUGACAAAAGCGAGCCGGACAUGGAUGGAGACGGCACAGUGAUGUCCAACAGCUCAGUGAUCAAUCUCAAACCUGAACAAGAUAUGUGUAAUGAAGAGUCAGAGCCUCACAGCAGAGCCACAACAGAGCCACAAUCUCCCCCUGCACAAACUCAAAGACCAAGACGAAACCGUGAAGACUUCGCAACAAUACGCACAGCUUCAGCGCUCACACGCCAGAUGAAGGAGCAUGAGCAGGACUCCGAGUUAAGAGAGCAGAUACUGGGCUACAAACGAAUGAGGCGGCAGCAUCAGAAACAACUGCUGGCUCUGGAAAACAAGCUGAAGACUGAAAUGGAUGAACACAGGCUCCGUCUGGACAAGGAGCUGGAGACCCAGAGGAAUAACUUUGCCCAAGAGUUGGAGAAGCUGGUCAAGAAACACCAAGCAUCUGUGGAGAAAGAUGCAAAAACAUUCAGCAACGAUGAAAAGAAGUUUCAACAUCAUAUCCAGAGUCAGCAGAAAAAAGAGCUAAACAGCUUCCUGGAAUCCCAAAAACGGGAAUACAAGCUUCGCAAGGAGAAACUGAAAGAGGAACUGAAUGAAAACCAGUCAACGCCCAAGAAAGAAAAGCAGGAGUGGUUGACCAAGCAGAAAGAGAACUUCCAAAACCUCCAAGCAGCAGAAGAGGCCAACCUGCAGCACAGACAAAGGCAGUACCUGGAGCUGGAGUGUCGCAGGUUCAAAAGAAGAAUCUUGAUGGCUCGCCACAUAAUUGAACAGCAGCAUUUGCGAGAGGAGUUAAACAAGCGUCAGACCCAGAAGGACUUGGAGCACGCCAUGCUUCUCCGGCACCACGAGUCCAUGCAAGAGCUUCAGUUCCGCCAGCUUAACAACAUCCAAAAGACGAGGGUCGAGCUGAUCCGUCUGCAGCAUCAGACAGAGCUCACCAAUCAGCAGGAGUACAACAAAAGGAGAGAGAGAGAGCUUAGACGCAAACAUGCCAUGGAGGUUCGUCAGCAACCCAAGAGUCUCAAGUCCAAAGAGCUCCAGAUCAAAAAGCAGUUGCAAGACACAUGUAAGAUCCAGACCCGGCAGUAUAAAGCACUGAGAAACCACUUGUUGGAGACCACGGCAAAGUCCGAGCACAAAGCUGUCCUUAAACGACUGAAGCAGGAGCAGCAUCGCAAACUCGCCAUUUUAGCAGAGCAGUAUGACCAGUCCAUCAAUGAAAUGCUCUCAACUCAGGCGUUACGCCUGGAUGUGACUCAGGAAUCCCAGUGCCAAGCAUUACGGAUCCAGCUACAGCAGGAGCUGGAGCUUCUCAACGCCUACCAGAGCAAGAUCAAGAUGCAGACGGAGGCCCAGCAUGACCGUGAGAAGAAUGAUCUGGAACAAAGGGUAUCACUCCGAAGAGCACUACUGGAGCAAAAGAUUGAGGAAGAAAUGCAGUCCUUACAAAGCGAACGCACAGAGCGAAUCCAGAACCUGCUGGAACGUCAAGCCAGAGAAGUUGAGGCUUUUGACUCAGAGAGUAUGCGCCUGGGCUUCAGCAACAUGGUGCUAGCAGACAUCUCCCCCGAGGCUCUCAGCAAUAGUUUUCCCGGGGCUCCAGGAGGUUACAGCCAACAUCAGCACCUGCGCCCCUCUUCAAGUUCUCAAGGGCCGCAAUGGGGUAGCCGGGGUUCGAGCUUAAGUUCUAAUCACAGAGGCAGCCAUCACCACUAUCACUCCAGUCCCGGAGGGUCACCUAUGCAGCAAGCCUGGGGGCAAGGCUCACCGGGUGGAAGGGGUCAGAUGUCCUGGGGUCACCCACAAGGUGGAGCCCUGAUUUCUCGCAGCCCACAGGCAAUGGGAGGGCGCGGUGAGCAGGGUAUGAGCAGGAGUUCCAGUGUCACCUCACAAAUAUCCAACGGGUCGCACCUUUCCUACUCUUAGAUGCCCUGCCUGCUAUGGAGUCACUUUAUAUAGAAAAUCUAACAGCAGGAAAAUGUACUGGCUUUGCUCUUGUCCUCUCUCUGCCUGUGACACUAUCUCAAAACUUCUCCCCUGUACAGAUGUGGAUGUGUGGUGAAAUAAAUGUUGCUCAGGUCAAAAGGGGCAGGGAAAAGCCCACCCCAUCCUCAAGGCAGUUUAUCAGCACACAUACAGAUUCUGAAAUGCAUGUUACACAAACAUGAGUAUGAAUAAGUAAGUCUCAUUUGUUUUUAUUUACAGUUCUCUUCUACAGAGGACAUUUUUUAAAGACAUACGUUUGUGCUAUUCACAGCCAUUGCUCUCGUUUUGCACAUAAAACACCACUCUAAAGCCUUUGACGUUUUUUUAAGUGUAGAUUCAAACAUAACAUAAAACUGAUUUAGGUUCAGGACCAUCAUCACUUUGAUCUUCCCAUUUGUGUUUAGAAAUGCACUGGCCAAUCUGUCUGUGGUACGGUAGAGAACCCCUCAGAAAAAACUGGGGAUGCUUUGCUGUUGUCUACCAGCCUGCUGUACUGGUCAUCGAUGGUCUUUGUGAUAAAUUAGGCUCCUUCUUUUUUAUUAUUUGGUUUUUAUUGAGACAUUUUGUUCCACCUUAAUUCUUGAAGAUUAACCAAAAAACAGAACUUCGCAAAUACAGAACCAAACAAAUCUAAUUGCUUUAGACGUGUGCUUCUACUAACACUGUGCCUUUUUUAAGCUUUGAUAACCCAGUUCAGUUUCAGAUACGUAUUGAUCUCUGGUCUUUAGGCUGGGAUGUUAUUUCCAGCCCUCCCAGAUGGUUUUGCAUAAAUUUAUAUUAAUUAAAUAUAGCGAGGAGAAACAAAGUCAAAGCUACUUUGGCAUGUUGGUGUUUUUUUUUUUGUUUUUUUUUAUGCCUGAGGGUGAUACUUCAGGGGUAAACUUUACCUCUGCAGAGAAUGUCACUUGUUAGCCUUCAAAAACAAUCUUAGUGCUAAUCUUUAUUUUUUAUUAGUGCCUUUUAAAACUGCUGCCUUUUGCAAAGCACUUUAUACAGCUCAACGAGUGUAAGAUUAAUAUUUGACUUCUUUUCUCGAAGCUCCCGGUGAACGAAUGUUUCAUUGGUACGCAUGUAGAGAAGUCCGACUUACCUGUGCUGUGAUUUUUUUUUUUUUUUCCUAGGAGUAUCAGCAAGAGGCUAUUGGAUGUUAACAGACACUAUAUGAGCAUUUUCCAAAUUUUACAGCUUUGUUCUUUGAGUCUGUAGCUGUUUGUUACUGCUUCUGUUUGUGUUUCUGUGGGACGUUGACUGAACAGAAAAUGUGACGAUGCUACAGUGUUUUUAGUUAUGUACAGAUGACCGUUUCAAUGAAACCAACUGAACAAAGUUAACUGAGAAAUCUUUUAUGUGUAGACAGUGAGUUAUGACCAAGACAACAGGCUUUGCGCUACUGAACUUAAGCACUACUUUUGAAAAUAAAAAGUUGAGGCCUAAAUUAAAAGAAAAACACUAAAGGUUAGUAGAGAUGUAAUUGUUGAGCUCAUCCAACACACUGGCAAGGACCUGCAGGGCUGUAGACACAUUACCAUGCAUAAGCAUUGAUACCCAUUGAACUUUUUCCACAUUUUGUCACAUUAUAACCACAAAGUAAAGUUAUUGGGAUUGUAUGUGAUACUCCAACACGAAGUAGCACGUAAUGGUAAAAUAAAAAACAUACAUGGUCUUUAUAACUUGUACAAAUAAAAAUCGGAAAUGUGUGUUGUGCAUUCAUCAGCCCUCAUAAAUUUAUAGUUUUUAAAACUGCCUUUUGAUGCACUUCCACCUACAAGUGUUUUGGAGUAUUUCUGUGCUACAUUUGCAAAUGUAGAAACAGAAUCUUUUUCCAUUUCUUCUUUGGGAAAUAUCUCACGUUCAGUCAGAUUGCAUCUGUGAACAUCUGUUUUCAAGUCUUGCCACAGAGGGGUCUGUCGAAUUUGACUUUGCCAUUCUGAUAAAUGUGUGUGCUUUGAUUUAUAGAUCAAAGCUUUUUCUUCUCAUUGGUCCUCUUACAGUUUUAGGUCUUUAACAGUCUCAACAAUCCUUUUUAUUUCGUAGGGUAACUGUUUAUAUCCAUCCAUGCAUCCUCCCAUUAACUCUGACCGGGGUCCCUGUUCCUUCAAAAGAAAAGCAUCCCCACAGCAUGCUGCUUCCCACAGUGGGAAUGGUGUUUUCAGGAUGGUGUGCAGUGGUAGUUUUCCACCACACGUAGCUUUUGCAUGGUGAUCAAAGUUGAGUUUGCCCUAUCCUCUGCAUCACCUUUGGCAAAACCUUUACUGGACUUGCAUCUUUCUUUGAACAACUGCUUUCUUCUUGCCACUCAGCCAAGAUCAAUAGAUGUCCUACCUGAAUAUUCUUCCACCUGAGCUGUGGAUCUAUGCCACUCCUCCAGAGUUACCUUGGACCUUUUUGCUGUUUCUCUGGUUACGGUUUCCAUGUAUGCCAUACACAUUUCAUUUUUGGAUCGUGUGUUCCUUGGACUUCAAGAUGUGUUAGUUUUUUAAAGUUCCCUGUCAAAGAUUUUAAGCCUCUACAGAACAGCUGGAUUUAUACCUAAUGGCUGUUUUCAGAAGGCAUUCAGUUGCACUAGAUUUUAUUUUUCUUUAUCAGAUUAUCUUUUAGUCCAAAAGAAAUAAAACCUAAUCAAAGACUUUGACGUUUGUGGUUGUAACUUGACAAAACAUGAAAAGUUAAAGGGUUGUAAGUACCCCAUUAUUCUGAGUUCCAUAGGAUCAGUUUUCUGCUUUCUAGCCAACAAAGUGCCUCCUUUUAACUUUUUAGAAGAUCAUUUUCAGGAAAGAUGAAAGGCCAGAUAGUUUGGGUCUGUGCUCCUAAGACUCAGUUGGAGAUACUCACGUUUUUCAUGUUCUUUAGGCGCUUGCUCAAAGUGUUUACCUGAAAAACAUUUUCUGAGCUUGAUGUCACAGUAUCGGCCCUCUUCUUUCGUACGUCUCAUCUAGUUGUGUGGAAGUAGCUUAUUUGAAAGACGUUCUUAGUCCAGUUGUUAUUCCUCAUUCUUGUAUUCACAAUCAUCUCCUUUAAAUGCCACUUAUGAAGUCAGCUGAGCAUUACUGAAUGUUUUUUCUCAGUGCUGCCUGCGCACCUUCAAGGAUUUUGUUCUCGUUCCAGAGUGAUUCUUAACUGUUAUUAAACUUAGUUUCUGGCUCUUCCUGAAUGAUGUUCUUUGACAUCUUCCAGUCACAUCUGAGGACACAAAAUGUGGUGGCAUCUUUAUUUUUUCGUUUCAGGUUGGAGUUUAAUUUCUGUAUAUACUUCAUUACAGAAAGUUUGGACAUUAUCAAGUAACAUAGUACUGUAUAUGGCCCCAAAAACUGUUUUAUGCCUACUUCUACUUUAUCCAAGUAAGUUGUAUUCAAUCCUCUUCUGAUUUUCAUCUUUUUUUUAAAUGCUUGGUUGAAAAGAAAAUCAGAAAGUACUAAUAAUUGGAGUUUUACCACACAUCAAAAGCCAAGACCAAGUGUUUGAAUGUUGAACCAAUCAAACCUCACAUACAUGCCAAGUUUUACAUUGAUAUGGACAAUUAUGCUCACUGUAAUGCCACAUGUGGCUAAAUCUAGAUGUUUCCGCCAGUCAAGUCACCUCAUAAGCCCCUAGUUUUUGUUUAUAGUUUUUAUUGUUUCAUAUAACUCAGUUUUUACAUCCUACUGACUGAAAGCAAGUCGGAUACAGGAUUGUGAAUCGGUAACUGAAAAGGAUUCUUUCUACGGUCAAACACUGUGCCAUACCAGAGUCGCCAAGCCCGAACAUCAGUGCAUCUGUUUCAUCUCCAUGCUUUCACCUGUUGGGGGACUGUUGGUUAGAAAUGAAUCAUGAAGAUCAGUUGGUUCUGGCUUUGAGAUUAAAGUAAUAAAGGGUCAGUUAAACAAUGGUGGAGUUACAGACAAAUGAUGAAAAGAUUGCAUUUCUUUGAAGAUGUCAGUAUUCUUUGGCACAUGACCACUACAAUUUAUAACUUGUAUUAAAAUGUAUAGAUGGUGGAGCUUGUAAUUGAAUGUCAGAUGUUAUGAAGAUACAUGAGAGAUGGUAAAGAACUAAAGGUGGAUUUAAAUUGUGUAAAAAAACAAGAUGGAACAAAAUAGGAUCCAUUACUAUAUUGUUUGUAUUGUAUUUACCAUUGUGUUGGCAGAGGGACAUCGAACAGAAAUCAGCUGUAAUAAAGUAAUUUUAGUAUAA
Girardinichthys multiradiatus is the source of this 7896-nucleotide messenger RNA. It is a transcript of the gene taok1a, whose product is annotated as TAO kinase 1a. The coding region runs from base 625 to 3666 and encodes 1013 amino acids. The transcript has 20 exons. Gene Ontology annotation, molecular function: protein kinase activity; ATP binding. NCBI's taxonomy places the organism in Eukaryota, Metazoa, Chordata, Actinopteri, Cyprinodontiformes, Goodeidae. Gene Ontology annotation, biological process: protein phosphorylation; execution phase of apoptosis. The record is from RefSeq and is a predicted model, not a curated record.